GAAAUCCAUUCACAAGCCGAGCGUCGUGUUGAAAAGUCGUCUCAGUUUGCAUGCUAUUUCUGAGUUCUGAAACGUAUGUUCUACUACUACUUGCGUAGUUUAAUAGUUAAUGCAGUGCUAAUCAGUAGAUUACUAAGAAAACUUGUUUGUUGUAAGUUGAUAAGAUUCAAAUAUAAAGAAUUUUCGAUUGCAUAUAAAACAAAAAGGAAAUCACGAAUACCUACAGUCGAGUUUAUACAGAAGUUUGCAAUUGCGCCUGGUCGAUUUUGGCAACCUUACCAUAGCGUAGCAGAAAACUCUUUACCGUUGCGAGUAAGUGGGCUUACACUUUAUAGGAAGUAUAUAAGGUAUUAACACAUAAAACAAGCCGGACUCGCGCUGUGCUCAAUCUGCAGGAACUCUUAUGGAGAUUACAAUGGGCAGAAUGUGCCGACGAACUUGCUUGCUAUUUCUAAUUCUGUUCACAUUCGAAUUUUUGGAUUUAACAAAAGCUGAUGAGUCGCAGCCGAUUAGAGAUCUUAGUGAAACAUUGAAAUCAGUUAUCUAUUCGCUGAAUCUUAUAGAAAACAAAUUGAUGCGACACGAAUGGCGUGAGAGAGCACUGGGAGAGUUGUUGAAAAAAGGACAGAGAAACAUCGUGGCUUCACUUCAUGACAUAGAUUUGCGAUUAAGGCAAAAUGAAUUACUUUUGAAAAAACCAGAAGUACACUUCGACGCUCCCUACUACGAUCAUUAUAAACGUCUAGUAUCACCAUCAAGUUAUCCUAUGGACGCAGCUAAUCGGAAAAUGUUACUGCCACAGCAAAUGCCUGCAUCAGGAGGACUAAUAAAAGAAACAGAGGAGAAUAAACCAGAAAUAAGCGAACAAUUAACUCAAAUAUCGGCAAAUAUUGAGAUUCUUUUGGAUACCUCCAGACAAUUAAUCGCGCAGAAGGUCGCGUGUAAGCAACAAUCGGAACCGAAGGAGCAACUGCCACCAAGUAUCGUCGUUGAAAAAGCGGCAGAUAAUAGCACAAAUAUAAGUGAACAAAUAAUGAAAAUAUCAACGAAUGUGGAAAAUCUUUUAGACACCUCAAAUUAUAUAAUGCAACAGGCGUCGCUUAGACGCUCGCCAAUCCCUACGAUAAACAAUGAGUUCGAAAACAAAUUGCUUAUGAAAUUCGACGAGUUAGCGGCUGGUGUUCAAGAGUUGCGAGUACAAGAUAAAAGCAAAAAAGAAUAUGCGCUUGCAAAUGUAGACAGAGAAUUAAUAUACGGACUAACAAAUGACACCCUUAGCGCAAUUGAAAAUACAAAGACCAUACUAAAGAGUAAUGCAGAUAGAGUUUAUUCGGAUAUUACGACAAUCAUCAAGCUAACCGCGGAAACAAAUCGUAGAGACGCGGAUAGAAUUUUGAAGGACACCGACAGACUUACAUAUUGGUUGGGCAAUAUUUACGAGAUAAUUAGUGCCAAUCCCCCCGAAAAUUCGAAUAAAAGUGACGAGGUUUUGUGUAAAUCGAAAACUGAACUCCAAAACAACACGGGAAAUGGAUAUUCAACGCAGUUUAAUGACUUACUUGACAAACAGCGGGAGGAGAUCGUCAAUAAACUGGUAAUAUUUUUAAAAGAAUUAGAGAAUAGCUUCUACCGCACCCAAACGGAAGCAAUGGACAAUCUUAAGAGCACAAUAAAAAGUGAAAUCAGCUAUAUUUGGCGACAAAUCUCGAUUACGAAUGGCGACAUUACGAACACUGCUGAGCUUCUACGUCAAAUACGCAGUCGUAGUGAGGUAUUCGUCAAUAGUGUUUUACAAAGCAUCGUUUCAACAGGUGAUAAGGUCGAGGACAUUAAAGGACGUAUGUCGGAUAUCCAUACAAAUCAAGACUAUCUUCUGGAAAAUUUAUUUCUGUUAUCUCAAAAUAUUGAUGUAAUCAAGGAAAAGGUCUCUAACACGCAAGAAUAAUAAUUGUUUGCCUAUUUUCAUAAUCUCAAAAUCAAUAUAUAUGUAUGUAAAUAUAUAAAUAUAUAUACAA
This is a messenger RNA of Ceratitis capitata (Mediterranean fruit fly), 2015 nucleotides long. RefSeq lists its product as uncharacterized. Gene Ontology annotation, cellular component: plasma membrane. The record is from RefSeq and is a predicted model, not a curated record. Lineage: Eukaryota; Metazoa; Arthropoda; Insecta; Diptera; Tephritidae. The transcript has 6 exons. The coding region runs from base 404 to 1945 and encodes 513 amino acids.